Molecule: messenger RNA, 899 nt
Organism: Lathyrus oleraceus (garden pea)
Lineage: Eukaryota; Viridiplantae; Streptophyta; Magnoliopsida; Fabales; Fabaceae
Product: protein MET1, chloroplastic
Exons: 6
Coding region: 195-689 (164 amino acids)
Molecular function (GO): protein binding
Source: RefSeq, a predicted model, not a curated record
CUCAAAUACCCAUUUGUCAAAACCGUUCCUUUUCGUGGUUAAAGCUUCAUCUGAUGUUGGGUCAGAAGCAUCCAAAGAGGUAGAUAUUGACCAACCUUAUGGACUCAAAUUUGUGAAAGGAAGAGAUUAGCUGACAAGGCUUAGGUGCUGUUUUUGGGACCGAAAUUUGGCCAGCCGCGGAAUAUGGAAGAACAAUGUACACAAUUCGCCAAAGAAUAGGCCCGUUACUCAUGAGAAUGCAGAAAAGAUAUGGAAAGAUAGAAACAGGUGGUGAGUUCACUGAGAAGGAGAUCAUCAGAGCUGAAAGGAACUCUGGUGUAGUCAGUAGCAAAGUCAGGGAAAUUCAAAUGCAAAACUACCUAAGGAAAAAGGAACUGAAAGAGCGUCGGGAAAAUGAUUUGAGAGAAGGCUUACGACUAUACAAGAAUGCUAAGUAUGAGGAAGCAUUAGAGAAAUUUGAGUCAGUUUUGGGAACAAAGCCAGAGCCUGAUGAAGCAGCAGUGGCAAGUUAUAAUGUUGCUUGUUGUUACUCUAAGCUGAAUCAGAGAAUCAGAACUGAUCCUGACCUUGCAAAUGCAAGGGCAUCCCCGGAAUUCGACCCAUUAUUGAAAAGAUUCGAUGAAUCAUUUAUCAACGAGAACGCCAUCAAUGCCAUCAAAUCAAUUUUUGGAAUAUUUAAUAAGAAAUAACUCCUCUACGUAGACACAAGAAAACAAUCGGUUUAGCUCUAAGGAAUUGAUUGAGCAAAUAUGAUUCCAUCACAUUUGAUUUCGCCAUGUAUAUUUUGUAGUUAAUUAUAGGUCUCAAUUUUUUUGUUGCCACCUUUGCAGGAUCAUGUUUUAUGUACUAGUAUGAUAUAUAAGAAACUUAUGAUCAAUAAAAUUGUCCAUUUCCAUCAA